AUGAAGAACACCACAAAUAACGUACAGUAUAUCUGCAUCGAAAGAAAAGCUGAAACUCGACUCCUUUUGAAAGGUCCAUUCCUACAGUUCCGCCAAACUUUGAGCGAGACUAAGCCGUGUAGUCUUCAGCCUUGCGCAGUUGGCGUGGAAUGCAAAAACAACAUGGUGGCACCCUAUUACGUCUGCGGGGAGUGCCCCCCCGGCUUCCAAGGAAACGGCUACAAGUGCGAGCGCAAAGGAGAGUGCCAAGUGGGUUUCGCCGGUGACGGGAUCCAAUGCGCAGUCGACAGCGAUCUCGACGGCUACCCUGACAGUGAGCUGAGCUGCAGUGAGCCCAGCUGCAGGAAGGAUAACUGCGUCAACAAACCCAAUUCCGGGCAGGAGGACGCCGACGCAGACGGCGUCGGCGAUGCCUGUGAUAACGACUCGGAUAAUGACGGCCGCGACAACAAUAACGACAACUGCCCCCUGGUUGCUAAUUCCAACCAACAAGACUCAGACAGGGACGGUGUCGGCGACGUCUGUGACAACUGCCCAUCUGUCAGCAACCCUAACCAGCUUGAUAGUGACAACGAUGGUGAUGGGGAUCUCUGCGAUCAGGAUGCAGAUAAUGACGGAAUAAACAGCGACCAAGACAAUUGCCCCAAUGUGUACAACCCGCAGCAGAAUGAUAUAGAUAACGACGGCGUCGGGGACGACUGCGACAACUGCCCCGACAGGCACAACCCAAGUCAGGAGGACAAGGACCAAGAUUUCGUAGGGGACGAAUGUGAAUCCCCUGAUGACGCCGAUCAAGAUGGAUGGCAAGAUGACCGAGACAACUGCCCUGCCGAUUCGAACAGCGAUCAACUGGACACCGACGGGGACGGCGUAGGAGAUGUCUGCGACGAAGACGUCGACGGCGAUGGUGUCCCCAACGACAGAGACAACUGUCCCCUGGUCGCCAACACCCACCAGCAGGAUCUAGACAACGACGGAGUGGGAGACUUGUGUAAAGGGGAUCGAGAUGGCGACGGUAUCCUUGAUUACGUCGAUCUGUGUCCGAAUAACUCCAGGAUUUACAAGACCGAUUUCAGUCGGUAUAUCACAGUUGCUCUUGACCCAUUUGGGUCGAGUCAGGCGGAUCCAAACUGGAUCAUACAGAACAGAGGAGCUGAAAUUCUGCAGACACUCAAUUCUGAUCCAGGUUUGGCUGUCGGUGACAUUGCAUUUGGUGGUGUCAACUUCGAAGGAACAUUUUUCAUUGACACAAGCGCCGAUGACGAUUUCGCGGGUUUUCUAUUCAGCUUCCAGGACAACGGUCAUUUUUACUUGGUAACCUGGAAAAGUAGGGCCCAGCGGUAUUGGGAAAGUUCUCCGUUCGUGGCCUCUGCUGACGCGGGCAUCCAGCUCAAACUCGUAGCUUCCGACACUGGGCCAGGAACACGUCUGAGGAACUCGCUCUGGCACCGUGAAAGUGUACCGAAUGAGGUAACAGUCCUAUGGACAGAGCCGACGAAAAAUGGUUGGAAUCAUCGGACAGCGUAUAGGUGGCGCCUUCUUCAUAGGCCUCAGUUAGGACUGAUACGUCUGCGAAUCUUCCGAACGACGACCCUCAUGGCUGAUUCGGGUAACAUCUACGACUCGACGCUGAAGGGUGGACGAAUAGGGGUGUAUUGUUUUUCGCAAGAGAGGAUUAUUUGGUCUCAGCUGGCUACGAGAUGCACUGACGACGUCCCAGAAACUGUUUACAACGAACUCCCACCGAACUUAAAGAACCUCACGCACAUAGACACAUCAGAUUCUCCCGUGACUGGUUUCUAAGUGGCGAGGAUGGCGUCUGGUUGUGAGGUACUGCCUUGGAAAAUUCACCACAGCUAUAAUGCCUAUGGAAACUCACUAAGCAGCUAAUGCAGCACAUUUAUGUUGUACAUUUAGAAGACACUAAGUCUUUCUUGGGUUAGAUCAUUGCAUUUUUGCUAUAAAUCAUACAGUUUAGGAAUAUGUAAGUUUUUCGUUAUUGCUCAGGUAUAUUAGCUCAAAAUAAAGGAUAGUUUUCUUUCGCAAAAACGCUUAUUUCUUAGAAUCAAUUCGAGAAGUUCUGCACAAAAUAUUAUGUUAUAAGAUAAGCAAUAAGAAAUUAAUGCAUCAGAUCUGUCCUUUCUUGAAUUCCUUCAGAUAUACAUGAAACAUAGAAGACUACGAGUAUGUUAGACAAACUAGCUAAUAUUAAUGGUCUCUCGAACUAUCUAUUUAGAUACUACUGUUUACUAAGUGUUUUCAACUUGAAUUUAUCGAACAAUAAGGCAAAGAAGAUUAAAAUUACUCAUUCCUUGAAAAGUUGCGGGUCGUUGGAUAAAGUGUGU
Macrobrachium nipponense is the source of this 2345-nucleotide messenger RNA. RefSeq names its product cartilage oligomeric matrix protein-like. Gene Ontology annotation, cellular component: extracellular region. Gene Ontology annotation, molecular function: calcium ion binding. The record is from RefSeq and is a predicted model, not a curated record. Bases 1 to 1803 code for a protein of 600 amino acids. Lineage: Eukaryota; Metazoa; Arthropoda; Malacostraca; Decapoda; Palaemonidae. Gene Ontology annotation, biological process: cell adhesion. The transcript is spliced from 11 exons.